CUGCUCCGUGACGUCAUGAUUUCGCGCCAUCAUAUACAGAGGAGAAGGCAGGCAGCAGAGCAAUGUGGAGAUUGGAGAGGGAGAGUGGAGGAGGACAGCUGUAUUACUUUCUCAGUGGCACUGAUUAUGUAGUGGGACGUAAGAACUGUUCAAUAUUGAUUGAAGAUGAUCAGUCCAUCAGCAGAUCUCAUGCAUCGUUCUCUGUCAGCCACCCCCUCUCCAGUCUGGGACAUCCAGACGUCAUUCCUGUCCUGUCUCUUAAGGAGUCUUCAAAGUAUGGCACCUUUGUUAAUGGUGAAAGGAUGGAGAAUGCUAUUUCUAGGAACUUGAACUCCGGAGACAAGAUUACAUUUGGAGUAUAUAAUAGCAAAUUCAGAGUGAUGUAUGAAUCUUUAGUGACUUGUUCGUCCUGUUUAAGCAGCUCAGAGAAGAGUUCUUUAAACCAAGCAAUGCAGCUACUUGGUGGCCAUAUUGUGAACAACUGGACAGAGAAAUCUACUCAUCUGGUUAUGACCUCAGUUAAAGUGACUAUCAAGACAAUAUGUGCAUUAAUUUGCUGCAAAUCCAUCGUGACACCUGAGUACUUUAGUGAAAUGAUCAAAGCCAUCAAAGAAAAACAAGCACUACCUGCACUUACAAGCUUCAUUCCAAUAAUUGAUGAACCUUCCCUACAAACUGACUCAUUGGAUUUCUCAGAAAAUGGAAAAAGAAAAACUAUUUUCAAAGACAAACUUUUUCUAUUUUUGACUGCCAAGCAGCACAAGAAACUAAGCCAAACAAUUUGCUUUGGAGGUGGCAAAGCUCGUCUGUUAGCGGGAGAAUUGGAUGACACACAUCUGCUAGAAAACCCCAAUACUUGUGUAAUCAAUGUGGGAACGUCAGAAUCUCAGCUUUCUGAAUCUCAGAUCCCAACCUGGGUCACAUCUAUCAUGAAUAUUCUUGAAAGUAAAGGAUUGCGAGCUAUUCCAGAAGCUGAAAUUGGUUUAGCCGUUAUCUACAUGUCAACAGAAAUAUAUUGCAAUCCUCAGCAACGUGCAGGGAAUAGAAAUGAGAAGGAAAAGUCCGCAAGGAGUAAUAUAGUGGGAUCUUCAUUUUCCUCCAGUAUGGCUGUCAAUGAGACUGUAUUGCCUGUAGCCACCUUCAACACCACAGCUUAUGUUGCAGAUACAGAGCCAGCAGAUAAGACUCAUAAUUGGAUGGAUAUAAGUGGAGCUCGAGAAGUUAAAGAGACACCCAAGAGCAGUCAUAGCACUAAAUCUGGUAUGUGUGUGGAUCGUGAUCUAAAAUCAAGUUCCAAUGGGGACUGCAGGACUACCUUGUUUCAGGAGGUAUCAAAACCAACAGAAAAGAAGAGCCAGCUGCUUCUAUCUAUAGAAAAACCUGCUUCACAUAAGGAGAAAACCUCACAGGAAAUGGUGCCAUCCAAGAUGCCGGAUUAUUUUCAGCCAACUGCAAAGAAAAGGGAUAGAGAGGUGGACGAAGGUGAACAGUCUACUGCAAAGACCUCUAGAGUGGAAACCGGCGUCUCCCUGGGUUCAAAUGCUGCCGAGAAUAUCUUUUCAUUACCAGUGACAGACUCUGAAAUGCUUUCCCUUGAUGAUGUGGAUUUAGAUAAAGAACUCAAUGUGGUACCCAAAGAGAAACCUGACUUAUCAAACACAAGGCCUAAAGGUAACAAUGAGGCCUCCACGUCUAUUGUAGAGAAAGAUGCAUCAAUGAAGAGGAAGCAACCUGAUAAUGAAGAUGAUGUGGUGGAAGAGUCUGACUUAGAAAAUGAUGAAAUUAGUGAUCAAGUUAAACAAAAAGUCCCAAAAUCCCAUUCAGUCCUGGUCAAAAGGCAGCGCUUGGAUUCAGAAGGAGAUUCUGGAGAAGAUCUCAAACCAGGGUUGCCGGCAAGGGGUAAUAGAACUACACUUUGGAUACAACAGGCGGCCCAGCAAAGUGAACAGAAAGUAAAAACGGAACCAUCAAUUAAACAGGAGCCAGAGUCUCUGUAUGAGGACAAAAAGACUGUGAUGAUGACGGUGCAACCAAAAGGGGAAAAUGACGAUAACUUUCCAAGCAGACUUUUGCUGACGGAAUUUCGGACACUUGUUGUUGUCAGUCGACCAGCAACAUACAGUCAGUAUACUGCCAACGCCAAGCAAGGAAAUGGACCUAAUUUUAAAAAAUUCAGAAAGACUGCUUUUCCAGGGGCUGGAAGCUUUCCUCAUAUCAUAGGAGGCUCUGAUUUAAUUGCUCAUGACAAGAAGAAGAAUUCAGAAAUAGAACAAUGGUUACGUCAGGAGAUGGAGGAGCAGACACAACAAGCUAGAGAACAGUCCCUGGCUGAGGAUCUGUUCAGAUAUAAUCCAAAGAACAUGAAAAAGAGACGAUAAAAUAAAUACAUGACAAGAUGUAAAUAAAAA
Messenger RNA from Nanorana parkeri, 2408 nucleotides. RefSeq names its product nibrin (gene NBN). Gene Ontology annotation, cellular component: Mre11 complex; nucleus. The transcript has 17 exons. NCBI's taxonomy places the organism in Eukaryota, Metazoa, Chordata, Amphibia, Anura, Dicroglossidae. Gene Ontology annotation, biological process: mitotic G2 DNA damage checkpoint signaling; double-strand break repair via homologous recombination; telomere maintenance. The record is from RefSeq and is a predicted model, not a curated record. Bases 63 to 2378 code for a protein of 771 amino acids. Gene Ontology annotation, molecular function: protein binding; damaged DNA binding.